AGAAUGAGAGCGCAAAAUGUCAAAUGACAAGUGGUUCGAGAUGAACCAAAGCACCCAGAAGCUGAUCGGCGAACCACCAAAGCGCAAGAUACCCUGGGGCUCCAUUCUGGCGGUGGUCCCGACGCUCCUCUUGGUCGUGCUUUUCAUCCAAAACAUCGUCUUCUUCUGCUUGAACAGGCCUCAGGACAUCGUCAAAGAGAUGGGCGCGCUGGUGGCGACUUUGCCCAACAGCAUCCCGGACCGCAACUGCACCGACUUAGCCUGCCACUUGGCGGCGCUGCAGACCGCAUUAGCACAGCUGAAUGCAAGUCACGCCGCGAUUUCCAGCGACCUGCAGAAGAGUCAGACGGCAUUGGCAGAGCUGAAGGCAGGUCACGCCGCGAUUUCCAGCGACCGGGAGAAGAGUCAGACGGCAUUGGCAGAGCUGAAGGCAGGUCACAACGCAAGUCAGAGCCUGCUGGCCAAAGUCUGGCAGGAGAUUAGCAGCGACAAAGGGCUUCUGAGUCAGACACUGAAAGACCUGAAGACGGACUACAAGAGCAUGUCUCAGGAGCUGUCACAAGAGAACAAGAACUUCAGUUUGGCUUUGUCCAGCCUGCAGCAGAAGGUCACAGGUCUCAUGCCCGGAGCCUGCUGUGACGUCAUGGCGGCGGGAAAGUCCCGAAGUGGAGUCUAUUCCAUCUUUAGCGGGUCCAACAGCUUCGAGGCUUACUGCAACAUGUGGCAGGAUGGGGGAGGCUGGACCGUGAUCCAGAGGAGAAAGGACGGCUCCGUCGACUUCUUUCGCGGUUGGAAAGACUAUCGAAAGGGCUUUGGAGACCUCGCCGGAGAGCACUGGCUCGGCCUGCAAAACAUCCACGCUCUGACGGCCUCGGGCGCUUACCAGUUGCGGAUCGACUUGACCACAUUCGCCGGCCGCAAUUACUACGCUCUCUACGACAACUUCUCGGUGGGCCCCGAGAAGGACGGCUACCCGCUGCUUGUGAGCGGCUACUCUGGAAACGCAGGCGAUAGUCUCACCUUCCAUUCUGGGAUGAAGUUCAGCACCGAAGACCGCGACCAAGACGAGCAUCCUGACAAUUGCGCCACUUUGUUCAAGGGCGGUUGGUGGUACAAGCACUGUUACCUAGUCAACCUGAACGGGCUGUACAAGGCAACCGCCACCUACGACGAUCACCAUGUAAGAUGGGAUACUUUGGAGCUACCAGAUCACCGCCUGAGAUUUGUGGAGAUGAAGAUCCGGCCCAGAGAGUGAGCGGUCGGCCGGCGGAGCCUGGGAACGGCAUCCCCGUGGGAUCACGUGGGUGCUGCCCGACGUCACCCAUUUGCGCAGCGCUCGUCAAGUAAGAUGGCGGUGCGCAAAUGUGUGUCGGAUUUGGCCCGGGCAAAUUGGUCCAAGUGCAAUUCCGAAUUACACCAGGAGCUUGACACGAGAGAGACCUGACAAACGCUUAGUUGGAAGUUAGUUCCUCAAAAUGAACUUUUAUUAAAGGGCAGUUUGGCGCUGUUGCAGUUCCAAAUUUCACCAGCAGACGGGGCCAAAUUUAGACUGACGUGACAUGGUAAAUCCGUCGUUAGAUUAGUCGAAGUUAUUGACUCGGGAAACACGACCUGUUUUGAAUGACACGCAUGCGCGCACACACACACACGCACACACACGCACACACACACACACACACACUUUUGGAUCAUUUUAAGAUGUUUUGCUUUGCUAUCAUAAAAUCCCUUACAUCUGUUGACAUAAGGACAUAAGGAGUGCCCAUAAGCAUAGGUUAGCUACGAUUGAUUAUGUGUUAAGUUAGUGAGUGUUCGAUGAAGUUGUGUUUUACAAUAAUAUCGGUUCAAGUAAGGGUACAUGAAAUAACUAACAGCUGAAGCAUUCCAAUGGCAUCUGUUAAAGUAAGGGUACCCACCCAUAACCAUUGUUUAGUUUGGUUGCGUUGAAUAUUGACUUAGGUUUCAUUUUCUUCCGUUUUGCGUCGUUUCAGUUGAAUAUUUUCAAACAUGGUUUAUUGCUGUUGAUGUCAAGAGGAUGGAUGGAUGGAUGGAUGGAUGGAUGCAUCAUCAACAUGUAUUCAAUAUGGAUGUUUUAUUCAUACAUGGAUGUAUUCUCUCGCGAGUAAGGACUGUUAAAGUAAUCAUAGUUAUGUUGUGUUGAAUAUCUUUGAAGUGAUGUAGUAGUUAAGUUGCAUUUUCUUUUCUUUUCUUUUUUGGAACCAAAAUUUGGAUUUUGGGAAUGAGGCCAACUGAUUACUCCACCCAUUCCAGCAAUUUAUACCCUCAGUCUCCUUUUUGUCCCCUCCCUUUACGCGAGUUUUACAAUCCAAAGAGGUUUGCGACGGCAUCAUUCUCGCUUCAAUGAGAAAUGGCAAGUGGAAUUGUCGUCGUUUGUACAAACAAUUGAGAUGUCUCACUUUUUUCCCUUACUCAUUAAAC
Syngnathus typhle (broad-nosed pipefish) is the source of this 2436-nucleotide messenger RNA. Its product is annotated as microfibril-associated glycoprotein 4-like. The record is from RefSeq and is a predicted model, not a curated record. The coding region runs from base 17 to 1255 and encodes 412 amino acids. Lineage: Eukaryota; Metazoa; Chordata; Actinopteri; Syngnathiformes; Syngnathidae. The transcript is spliced from 8 exons.